This is a messenger RNA of Arachis duranensis, 1635 nucleotides long. Its product is annotated as WUSCHEL-related homeobox 1. NCBI's taxonomy places the organism in Eukaryota, Viridiplantae, Streptophyta, Magnoliopsida, Fabales, Fabaceae. Bases 533 to 1504 code for a protein of 323 amino acids. The transcript is spliced from 4 exons. Gene Ontology annotation, molecular function: DNA-binding transcription factor activity; DNA binding. The record is from RefSeq and is a predicted model, not a curated record. Gene Ontology annotation, biological process: plant organ development.
AGAUAUAAAGAGAUCUCAAUAAUAAUCCUCUUAGCUUGAUAAUAAUGAGAGGAAAAAAGACACUAGGAAAUUAAAAAAAAAAACAAAAAAGAGAAAAAGAGGUGACAUAUAUUGAUACAUGGGGAAGAAGCAACUUUUAAUAAGUAACAAGACAUCAUGAUGAUCAUGUUCUGUGUACUUUUUGCACAAACACUACCCCUUACAUUCAUUCACACUCUCCAAAUCUCUACUCACCAGAAUUCCACACUUUAAUUUCCCAUCACUUUCAUGACAUGUUUUCUUUGAUGAGUUUUGCAUUGUAACACUUUUAUUUGUUUCUCUCUAUCUAUAUAUUACUACUACUUCUACUAUAGAUUGGUCAACUCACUUUGUUUGCUUGCUGCUUCAACUAAAGCUUUUACUACAACGAACACUCGUUACUGCUUCAAUUCUUCCCUAUAAAUACAGUGUUCCAUCUUCACUAUCUUUUCACACAACAACAACAUCAACCCUAGUUUGUUCUUUCUUCUAAUAAUUAACUUAGUUCUCUAACAUGUCUUCUCAUUCGUUCAGUAACCUCUUCCACUCUUCCACAACCACCACUACUCCAAACUCCUCAACAACUACCCUUCUUGAUUCCAUUGUUGCAACCCCAAAACAUCAACUCACUGCUUGUAUUUGCACCCAUUGUAACCAUCUCCUCACUUUCAAUCCUGCAGGUCAUGGUGUGGAGCAAGGGACAAAUAAUAAUAAUAAUAAUAAUAAUGUGCAAUCUCAUCAUCAUCAACUUCAACAAGGAACAAGGUGGAGUCCAACGCCAAUUCAGUUAUUGGUGCUUGAGGAGUUGUAUAGGCAAGGAACCAAGACUCCGUCGGCCGAGCAAAUCCAGCAGAUAGCUUCUCAGCUGCGACGCUUCGGCAAGAUCGAAGGCAAGAAUGUCUUCUACUGGUUUCAGAAUCACAAGGCCAGGGAGCGCCAGAAGCGUCGCCGCCGCGAGAUGGAGGAAACUACUGCUGCUGCUUCUGCCAAAGGGUUGAAAGAGACAGGUUGUGAAGUUAAAGAGACAAAGAAGUGGGCAUCCACUUCAAACUGCAAUGGUGGUGGUGGACAUGCAGUUCAGGAAUCUAUGAGUGCAGUUGAUAUAUCAGAAAAGGAGUCAAAUGGUUGGAAUGAAUUUGAAGAGAGAGUUUUGAGGAGAAACAGAUCUGAGAGACAGGCUAAGUACUUUAACAUUCCCUCCAUUAACAUUGCAGCAACUGCUUCCGUAGCUUCACAGAUAACUCAUAACAUUCAACUUCUAAGUACUCAUCAUCAUCCUCAACAUCACAACUACAAUAAUAAACAAGACAAUAAUUCGUCUCAUCCUCGAACCCUUGAGCUUUUCCCAAUUCACAAGAACCAUGAUGAUGAUGAUGACAUCAUUUCUUUCUCGGACAGGAAUUCCAACAAGCUAUGUGCCAAUGCGUCCAUGGAAGAAGCCCUUAGCUGUGACCAGUUUUUUGAGUUUCUUCCAUUAAGGAACUGAUGAACUAAAUAAUAAUAAUGGAUUAUGUGUUUUAUAUAUAUUAGAAAGAGAUGUGUAAUUGUUCCUUUUCUUUAUAAAAUAUUAGUUGAAAUUUUGGUACAUUAAGAAUAUAACAUAGCUAAAUCUAAAUA